This is a messenger RNA of Macadamia integrifolia, 1169 nucleotides long. Its product is annotated as UDP-glycosyltransferase 90A1-like. The record is from RefSeq and is a predicted model, not a curated record. The transcript has a single exon. Lineage: Eukaryota; Viridiplantae; Streptophyta; Magnoliopsida; Proteales; Proteaceae. The coding region runs from base 70 to 957 and encodes 295 amino acids. Gene Ontology annotation, molecular function: UDP-glycosyltransferase activity.
UGGACUCUCGAGUCAGCCUCCAAAUUGGGCAUCCCAAGGUUGGUGUCCUAUGGCACGUCCGCCUACUUCAUGGCCGUCCGUAGGGCCGUGGUCCGCGAGUACACCAACCAGGAUUGCAUCCCUGACGAGCCAUUGGUUCUCAAGAGCUUCAGCCCUUGGAUGAAGCUCACCAAAGACGACCUAAGCUCUCAAGAUUCCGGCGACUUUGGUCCGGGCUGUUUAUACGAGCUCAUCAACGAGGUAGCCAUGGCUACAUCCAACAGUUGGGGUCUCCUGUUCAACAGCUUCUAUGAGAUGGAGACGACCUUUGUUGACUACUGGAAUCGCGAGUUCAAGCCGAAAGCUUGGUGCGUAGGUCCACUCUCCUUCGCGGGGCAAUCACAGAGAAGUCCAGAACUAAAACCAGAAGACAAACCCAUGUGGAUGCAACGACUCGAUACCAGAGCGAGUUCAGGUGAGGUACGCAAGGUUUUAUAUGUCGCGUUCGGGACGCAAGUAAGCGUUUCUGAAGAACAGAUAAGAGAGAUUGCAGUUGGGUUGGAGGGAUCUGGUGUGGACUUCUUGUGGGUGGUGAGAUCGAGGUCAGAAUCAAACUCAGACUUGGAAUCCUGGUUGGAAGGGAGGGUGAAGGAGAGAGGGUUGAUAGUGAGGGAGUGGGUGGACCAGAUGGAGAUACUCAGGCACGAGAGCGUCGGUGGGUUCCUGAGCCAUUGUGGUUGGUAUUCAGUGUCGGAAAGUAUAUGUGCGUCGGUUCCCAUUCUAGCGUGGCCAAUGAUGGGCGACCAGUUCUUGAAUGCUAAGAUGGUGGUGGAGGAGCUAGGGAUUGGUUUGAGAAUUCCAGGAGCAGGCGCAGGCGAUGGUGGUGUUGUCAGAGCUGAGGUCUUGCAAAGGAUGGUUAAGGAAUUAAUGGUGGAAGAGAAAGGUAAGAAGGUUACUGAGAAGGUUAGAAUGGUGUGAGAAGAGGCUAGAAGGGCCCAUGACUGAGGAUGGGUCAUCCUCAGUCACGUUAGACCUGUUCAUCACUGAGGUUUUGAAAUACUCUGCGGUAGAAACAGAGUAACUGGAGGAGGCUCAUGGAUGUAUUCAAAUGAAACCAGUUAAUCUGAUAAUUAACGAUUACAUACUGAAGGUGAAGAUUUUUCCAUAAAUCCAAAACUUUUUAAAGAGAA